AUGAUGAAAUUGUUGAAGACAUUCCUCCCGAAUCUUUACAUGAUGAUCAAAACUCUCCACAUACCAUCCCCGUCUGAUAACAAUCCUCAUCCACCUCCUCCAUCAUCAAACCCUCCUCCUCGUACCCCCUAUCCACCUCAUAACUCUUCUUAUGUAUCUCCUCGGGCUGAUGAUGCUAUAAAGGGGGAGAUAAAUCAAGAUAUGGCUAUCACUGCUAUUCGUCAGCCGGAGUCAGAGCCUGAGCCUAGAAAUGCUGAUAAUCAGCCUGAGACUAAUGGAGAUUAUGAAGGUUUUCUGGAUAUGCAUUUCAUGACACAAAUUGUUGCUCCUUUAAAUAUCAUUUAUCUAGAUACAUUAUCUAAUGGGAAGAUUCCUCGGGGCACUCAAAACUGA
Molecule: messenger RNA, 393 nt
Organism: Lactuca saligna
Lineage: Eukaryota; Viridiplantae; Streptophyta; Magnoliopsida; Asterales; Asteraceae
Source: the annotation of a GenBank genome assembly